GUGUGGUGUGUUUGAAGUGGCUUCUGAGAAAGCAGUGCUUUUUGGGUGAAGCAAGAAAGGGUUAAGCUUGCCCCAACAGUGGUCCCUGUGCCAGGGCUCCACAGGCAGCCAAAUAAAACCAGAUUGGGCAAUGGUUUGUGGGCAAUGGACUCUGCCUUCCAGCCGCAUGUCAGGACUCUCUAUUUUCCUAAGAAUGCACACGCCCAACCUGUGAGUGUCUCUGUCCCAUAGCAAGAACAACAACAGUUUAUAGAGAUUUUUUUGGAGGCAGAUUGGUGUUCCCAAAACAGCUCCAGGCGGGAAGGUGGAGAGGCUGGGAGCGGAGCAGUUAGGUCAAAAAAGAGAGAGGAGGGAAGUCUAAAAGGUGACGCUCCAUCAGUUUCUUUUUGUGUUCUCUACCUUGGGUCGGUCAUCUUCACAACACAUUCACUUCCUCCAAAAUGGACACCAAUGCCACCUCGGAAGAAAGCCUGUAUGGAGACUAUGAAGACUAUUCUGAUCAUGAUGAACAUGCAGGUCUCCGGGACUCAGUGCAUCUUCUCGCUGUGGUGAUCUACAGCAUUGCCUUCCUUUUGGGAGUGAUUGGAAACGGCCUUGUUAUCUUUGUCACUGGCUUCCGUAUGAAGAGGACCGUCAAUACUGUCUGGUUCCUCAACCUGGCCAUAGCUGACUUUGUCUUCACUUUCUUCCUCCCACUGAGUGCAGCCUAUAUGGCUCUGGGCUUCCACUGGCCCUUUGGGAAGGUCCUUUGCAAGCUCAGCAGCACCGUCGCCUUCCUCAACAUGUUUGCCAGCGUCUUCCUCCUCACCAUAAUCAGCAUGGACCGCUGUGUCUCCGUAGUUUGCCCCGUCUGGGGCCAGAACUACCGCACGCCCCGCCUGGCCUCCCUGGUGGCAUUGGGCAUCUGGGCAGCCGCUCUGGUUCUCAGCUCUCCGUACCUUGUUUUUCGAGAUACACGGCCCUCUCCUUCUGAAGAGAACACCACUCACUGUUACAACAACUUUGCCUUGUCUGACAACUUCCAGUCUGAGGAAGCUGAUGAGUUGAGUGAGCAUCGCCACCGAGCCAUGGUGCUGACCCGUUUUGUGGUUGGGUUCUUGGUGCCAUUCACCAUCAUCCUGAUUUGUUAUGGUGUUAUUAUGGCCAAGCUGAAGGGGAAUCGCCUCACCCGCUCAAGCAGGCCUUUCAAGAUCAUGGUGGCGGUAGUGUUGGCCUUCUUCAUUUGCUGGUUCCCGUAUCACGUUUUCUCUUUCUUGGAAAUGUCGGUCUCUACAGUAACGCCCUGGCUACAGAUGGUCCUCAUGGUGGGGACGCCCUUGGCUUCAGGCCUAGCAUACUUUAACAGCUGCCUGAAUCCCUUUUUGUAUGUCUUUGUGGGUCAAGAUUUCAGGGAGAAGCUGCGGAUGUCAGUCUUAGCGGCUUUUGAGAAUGCUUUCAGUGAGACCUCAGCACAGGCGCUAACAAAGAGCAAAUCCAGCCUAGAGGUAGACUGCCACCUUGUCUAACGUAACUUCGGCCCUUGGUUUCUGCUGGGGCUGGGGCGUGCUUCGUCGUUGUUUCACUCGUUCAGUCGUUUUCGACUCUUCGUAACCUCAUGGACCAGUCCACGCCAGAGCUCCCUUUCGGCCAUUGCCGCCCCCAGUUCCUUCAAGGUCGAGCCAGUCACU
Anolis carolinensis (green anole) is the source of this 1667-nucleotide messenger RNA. Its product is annotated as chemerin-like receptor 1. NCBI's taxonomy places the organism in Eukaryota, Metazoa, Chordata, Lepidosauria, Squamata, Anolidae. Gene Ontology annotation, cellular component: plasma membrane. The transcript has 2 exons. The coding region runs from base 441 to 1505 and encodes 354 amino acids. Gene Ontology annotation, biological process: complement receptor mediated signaling pathway; phospholipase C-activating G protein-coupled receptor signaling pathway; inflammatory response. The record is from RefSeq and is a predicted model, not a curated record. Gene Ontology annotation, molecular function: complement receptor activity; N-formyl peptide receptor activity.